This is a messenger RNA of Adineta ricciae, 873 nucleotides long. The record is from the annotation of a GenBank genome assembly. NCBI's taxonomy places the organism in Eukaryota, Metazoa, Rotifera, Eurotatoria, Adinetida, Adinetidae.
AUGAACAAAACAUCGAAAGAACUAGACCUUUCAUCGAUCAUUACUCAAGUACAAAAAGAUGAAGAUCUCAAUCGCCCAACACCAAUGCCAACUGUUGCUGUUGUCAGUCCAAAUGCUCAGACGAAUAAUGCAACUAAAAAUCGUUCCAGCCGAAAACAACGCAUUGUCUCUCUCUUACUCUGUUGCUUGGGUGGGUCAUGUCGACCACGCACAACCAAAGCGAAAUAUACUUCAUCAGCUGAUACUCCUGGCGAAGAGCGUGUUGCAUUAAACCAUGAGAUUAACUCACAGUUAGAGGCCCAUGAAAAACCUUUAUUACCACCAUUACGUGACAAUGAGCGUGCAAAAAUCUGUCUAGUUAUUGAUCUCGAUGAAACACUUGUUCAUUCGGUAUUUCGACCAGUUCCGAAUGCUGAUUUUAUCGUUCCUGUUGAGAUCGACGGGCAAGUACACCAAAUAUAUGUUACCAAAAGGCCACAUGUUGAUGAAUUUCUUCGUCGUGUUGGUGAACUUUAUGAAUGCAUCCUCUUUACGGCUAGUUUGGCUAAAUAUGCUGAUCCUGUAUCGGAUUUACUUGAUCCUAAUCGUAUAUUUCAUGCGAGACUCUUUCGUGAAUCUUGUACAUAUUACAAUGGGAAUUAUAUAAAAGAUCUUAGUCGAUUGGGUCGAGAUAUCCGCAAAGUGAUCAUUAUUGAUAAUUCACCCUUGUCCUAUCUCUUUCAUCAAGAUAAUGCUGUUCCUGUCAGCAGUUGGUUUGAUGACAUACGCGAUACUGAAUUGCUCACACUGAUCCCCAUCUUUGAACGUCUUGCCAAUGUAGAUGAUGUUAUACCUGCACUACAAGAAAUUCAUCAUCGACGACCCAUGGCUUAG